Messenger RNA from Huiozyma naganishii CBS 8797, 2061 nucleotides. RefSeq names its product E3 ubiquitin-protein ligase BRE1 (gene BRE1). The record is from RefSeq and is a predicted model, not a curated record. The transcript has a single exon. Gene Ontology annotation, molecular function: metal ion binding; ubiquitin protein ligase activity. Lineage: Eukaryota; Fungi; Ascomycota; Saccharomycetes; Saccharomycetales; Saccharomycetaceae. The coding region runs from base 1 to 2061 and encodes 686 amino acids. Gene Ontology annotation, cellular component: HULC complex; nucleus.
AUGUCGGUAGAGCCUGCUGCGAAGAAACCGAAGCUUGAGCUGAGCGACCCAAGCGAGCCACUGACGCAAAGUGAUGUGGUCGCGUUUCAGAAGGAGGCGCUCUUCAGAUGCUUGAACCAGCGGCGCAACGAGUACAACUACUUGCACGAGAGGUACGAGGUCUCGAAGAAGUCGUACAUGGAAAUUAGCAUGAAGCUGGCGAACAUCAUCGCGCUAGUAGUCACUUUAGCCAAGUUUUUAGAGUAUUCGUUGACCGAUGAAAAUGACAAAAGCAUAUGUAACAAGCUGGCAGAGGGCGAUGAGAAUCUCAUUGUGCAGAUGAGCGACUCGUUCAUGAAGAUCUUGACCAAGUUUGUCGCUGGAAAGGGCGAGGAAUCGUUGGAGUACGAGAAGUUGAUCAGUUUCACAAAGGAGCUCAAAAUUUUACAGCAGUCCAAGAUAGAGCUCACGAACGAAAAUACAAAACUGGUGGCGGAAAUUCGACAGCUGAAGCAAUUCUAUGAAAACCUGAUAAAGAAAUACGACAGGGAGGACUCGCUGACCGUGAAACGAAUUUUCGAGAAAAGAGAUGGAGAAGCCGCCGAUGAAGAGAACAACGCUUCGGAGUCCAAUUCUGCAGUUGAGCGGACCAACUCGCCAGAAAAUCUGGCGGUGAAGCAAGAACAGAACAACGGCGAAUCUUUGAAGGCCGGUACGGAGAACAUUGCAAGUGACCCACAUGUAGAAGGGAACGCAGACCUUGCCGAUGAAUACGAGACCAAAAUCGCGAAACUUCAAAACGAACUUGAGUCGCUGAGACUUGUAGUCGACGAACUAGAAAAAAUAAAAAUACUCAACAGGGAUAAGAUCAGUACUUUAGAAACCGAUCUCAUGGGUUACAAAAAUGUAAACCACGACGACGAUAUAAAAGUUGAAAGGGAUUCGUGGCAAAAUAAGGUUGUUCUUUUAUCAAAGGAAAACCAGGAACUGAAAGGGAUCAACGACUCGUUUCUGUCCAAGUUCCAAGCGUUGUGCACAGAGAAGGAGAUAUUCAACAAUCAACUUACCAAGGAGUAUCAAGAGAACGCUGAAAAGUUCAAAACUCAAAUUACAACAUUAGAGAAAGACUUGGUAAGGAUCAGAACGGUUCGGGAUGAGUUGCUAAGCAAAAUAGCUAUUUUGGAGAGCGAAAAAUCCAAAUCAGAGUUGAUCGAAGAUAUUAAGAAAUCUUUGGAGUUAUCAAGAGCGACGUGGGAAAACCUGUGCGAAAACAGGAAACUUGAAAACCCUUCACAAGACCUGCUCAUGAAGGAAAUACAAGACAUGGAAAAGGCGUUCAAGUCCCUCAAUGAGCUAAACUCGAAAAAGUACAACGAUCUAAUCAAUCACGAGUCAGUUAUCUCCAAGCUGACAGUAGAAAAAACGAAAGCGGACCAGAAGUACUUUGCCGCAAUGCGUUCCAAGGAUUCUAUUUUGAUCGAAAACAAAAACCUAUCCAAAACUUUGGGUAAAACCAACGAACUCAUCGUGCAAUUGAAGGAUGCGGAAAAACUGUUACAACAGAAAAUCGAUGUUCUACAUAGGCAACUGAAACUGUCACAAGCUAAUGAGAAAAGGUUGAUCGAUUCCAACAAAUCCGAGUCUCUAAAAAUCAUUGAACUGAACUCACAGAUAAACAAGCUCGAGAAGUUGACCCAAUAUUACAAAGAUGAGAACGUGAACCUUUUGGGCGAAACAAACAGACUGCAGAGUGCAAAGGAAAGAUUCGAAAUUUCUAACAAAACGUUGGAACUGAAGGCCUCACAAAAUGAUCAAACAAUUACUAAAUUAGAGGAGAGAUUGAAGGCGCGGAGAGCAGGUGCCCUAGAGAGCGAUGAACCGCUGGCUGAGGAAUUGGAAAAUUUUAGAACUUUGGUGUAUUGCUCCCUGUGCUCCAAAAAUUGGAAAAACAUGGCGAUAAAGACAUGCGGUCACGUAUUUUGCGACAGUUGUUGUAAGGAGAGACUGGCUGCCCGGAUGAGGAAAUGUCCAACUUGCAACAAUCCGUUUGCAUCAGGUGAUUUAAUACCCAUCCAUCUGUGA